Molecule: messenger RNA, 3644 nt
Organism: Humulus lupulus (European hop)
Lineage: Eukaryota; Viridiplantae; Streptophyta; Magnoliopsida; Rosales; Cannabaceae
Exons: 13
Coding region: 382-2451 (689 amino acids)
Molecular function (GO): zinc ion binding
Source: RefSeq, a predicted model, not a curated record
UUUUUUCUAAAACGACGCGUCGUUGGUAUUGAACUGAACUCGCCGGUCACUAAUUUUUUGUUAUGCGAAAAGAAAGCUAAGACUUCACCCCCCAAACUCUUUGCGUGUGGGCUUGGCGGACCCAAAUUCAAGGCAGUUCCUUCUCUUCACACCAUAAGGUCUCCGACCGGGAAUCGUCAUAUUUGGGAUCCCAGAAAAAUAUUAAAAUUCUUCGAUUCGAUUAAUCGGUGCUCAUUGUUCAAUAUACCAGGUUGGGUUUGUUAACUAAAGGAAGAAGGUUUUGAGAUUUUGUAAUCCUUUGAAGAGCUUCGAGCAGCAUGAAGGGACAAGAACACAAGGAACUAUCUUCGGGAAGGACGAUUGGCAGUGCUAGGAUUCAAGAUGCCAAGAAUGGAGGACAUUCUUAACCUUCCUGUCCAAGAUCCUCCAACUGCAGAGUUUUCUGCUGCACAUUUGAAAUGGGUUAAGGUAAAUGGUGGUCGGCAUGGUGGUGACAAUAUCGCUCUUAUUCCAUUUGCUAGAGUGGAUGAUUUUGUAAAAGGAGAAUCCUCAAAUCCAGAAUGCCCUGCUAGUUUCCGCAUUGAAUCAAGAAGGAAGAGACCUGAGGGGAGCAUCAGCAAACCAAGAGUUGAUGGCUAUCUUGAGUAUACACUAUAUUGGUGUUCUUAUGGUCCGGAAGAUUACCGAGAUAGCCAAUCUAGUUUGGAGGAUGGUUUAAACAUAAAGCCUGCAUCAGGAAAGGGAAGCAGGCCAGGAAGGCGUCAUAGGAUGAGAGGUUGCCUUUGCCAUUUUACUGUAAAGCGCUUAUACACCAAACCCCUACUUGCUCUCAUAAUUUAUAAUCAAAGAACACAUGUAGAUAAAUCAGGGGCCCCAUGUCAUGGUAUACUUGAUCAGGAUGCCUUGGGGACAAGAGCCAUGUAUGCCCCACGAAUAUCUGAGGAUUUACGUCAAAAAGUGAUGUCAAUGCUUUAUGUUGGAAUCCCUUUGGACAAUAUAAUUCAACAUCACACAGAGGUUGUCCAGGGGCAUGGUGGACCUCAUAACCGUGAUGAUUUCCUAACUCGCAAUGAUGUCCGUAACAUGGAAAGGGUGAUUCGUAACUCUUCGCAUGAAUUACUUGAAAAUGAUGAAUGCAGUGUGAAUAUGUGGGUGCAACGCCAUCACAAACAUGUUUUCUACUUUCAAAGGAACUCUGAUGUAGAACCAUUUAUUUUGGGCAUACAAACAGAUUGGCAACUGCAACAGAUGCUUCGCUAUGGACAUAAUGGCGCUAUGGCUUUCCAUUCAAUGUUUGGUUUGAAGAGACUUAAGUAUCCGCUGUGUACUCUUCUUGUUUUCGAUCUAUCACAUAAUGCAAUUCCAGUUGCUUGGAUUAUAUCAUCCUCUUUUUCCAGCCAUGAUAUCCAGAAGUGGAUUGGGUUACUUGCUGAAAGAAUACGAACCAAGGACCCUAGAUGGAGACUCAAUUCCUUUCUAGUGGAUGAUUCUUCAUUGGACAUUUCUAUAAUUAGAGAGACUUUCCAAUGUAGAGUUCUGUUAUGCAUAUGGCACGUUCGACGUGCCUGGAUAAGAAACCUCUUAAAGAAUUGCUGCAACAUUGAUGUACAGCAAGAGAUGUUUAAGCAAUUGGGUUGGGUUUUGUAUUGCACAAGAAGUGGACAACACUCUAUGGAUGCGCUAGAUGAACUUAUGCAAAUAUUUGUUGAUCAAUGUACAUUUAUGGACUACUUUAAGAGGCGAUGGUUACCAAACAUAGAAUUUUGGAUUAAUGGCAUCAAGUCUCUUCCUGUUUCAAGUCCGGAACCCAAUGCUGCAAUUGAGUCCUAUCACUUGAGGUUGAAAUUGAAGCUUUUCGAUGAACAACAUGCCAAUUCUUGGUCAAGAGUUGAUUGGUUAAUUCACACACUUUCCACAGAACUUCAUUCCUUAUAUUGGUUGGAUCAAUAUAGUAUAGAGACUGGGUAUUUUGAAAAUUUGAGGGACAAAUCUUUUUCAACGAAUGCAUGGUGCCAGGCUUUGCACAUCCCAGAUGUUGAUGUCAUACUAGAUGAGCAUAAUCUCCAGCUUGCAAAAGUCAUCUCUCAAACAGACAGAAACCUGGCGUACUCAAUUUGGAACCCUGGUUCAGAAUUUUCACUAUGUAAUUGCCCUUGGUCAAGACUGGGAAAUUUCUGUAAGCAUGUCAUCAAAGUGGCAAAUUUAUGUAAAAGUCGGCAGGUUGCAAGGCCAUUACUGGCUGCUCAAGUUUAUCGACAGACAUUGCUUACCCUGCUACAGAAUACCCCAGAUGAUCCUCUAGUUCUUGAUCAUGCCAUUUUACAUGCAACCCGUUUGCAGCAGGACAUCAAAAGCUUAGAGGAUUUGUCCAAUAAUGGAUUGCUCCAACCUUUACCUGCUGAUAUUAGUUCUCAUGCUGCAGAGAACAUACUUUCUCCUUAUCUUUAUUAAUUGGACUUUUAAAAGGAAAUUUUCACGCGCCUUUGGCUUUCCAUAAGUCUGCGAGGUGAUCUUUAGUCUGCUGCACAUAGUCAAGACUAGAGAAAGUUUGGAAUUUGCAUCUGCAUACUCUGAUGUAUGUUUUACGUGUUAACUGGGACUGUGGAGUGAACAGGGAUUUGAGAUACCAUGUUUUACGUGUUAACUGGGACCAUGGAGUGAACAGGGAUUGGAGAUUCCAUGGUUUCCAUCUGCUCUCAAGUGCCUAUACCUGCAUUUUCUUGGAUUUUGAUGAAUGGAUGGAUCUGCUUGCCCCCUUGAACAGCUGAAAUAGGACUGUUAAUUGAAAUUCUUUUAGUCUAUUUAUUUCGAAGCUACUUCUAAACAGAGAGCAUAGAAUGUAUCUGGAUCAAUCAUGUGUAGGCUGAAGACAGUUGUUGGGAUUUACAGGAUCAUACUAAUAAUACAGGUCAUACCUAAAGAUCACUCGAGGGAUAUUCCUCAAUGAAGUGCCGCAACAUUUGGCCAAACUGUGAGGACAAACUCAUUUUUAUCUGGCUCGCACUACCAUAGCGAUACAAUGGAGAUCAUGCAGUCUUCUGUCACGAUAUUUAUCCUGACACUGUCUUACAAGUUCAACUGCUGCCUUUAUGAUCUUAUAUCAUAUUGCAUUUUUUUUCCUUUUUCUUUGAGGUCCCGGGGCUAUUUCCAAUAUACAUGUUGAAAAGAAAAAAAGGCUAUUGAGGAAAACGUUUAAAACCAGCACCGUAUUGGCAUGCAUGGAGGAGAAGGGUACUAGAAUGGGUGAGACAAAUUGGUCAGCCAAUCUCAUACAGUCCAGGGGUCGCCAGAAGGACGUCAUGUGUGGAGCACGUGAUGACCAGUGAAGUGAGGGAAAGACUAUUGUUAAACUGGUAGUCGGAGGCAUCAAUUUUUGACUCCUUACAGCAGGGUUGGCUUGCACAACCACUAACGUUAUUUAGUAUCACGAUUCAUGGCAUUGACUUGAGUACAGUCCCUUGACUAUAAAUUAUAAUGAGUUUUGCGUCCCCCACUAAUUAGGGCCAUAGUAUCUAACAAAAUUCUUAAACUAUAGUUCUGAUAUUGUGUAACAUGUGAACAAAUAGUAUAUCACUGUUUUACUCACUUAUAAUUUGGUGUAAUUGUGGAAGGUAUGAACAAAUAGUAUCUCACUGUUUUACUCA